This is a messenger RNA of Cuscuta campestris, 844 nucleotides long. The record is from the annotation of a GenBank genome assembly. Lineage: Eukaryota; Viridiplantae; Streptophyta; Magnoliopsida; Solanales; Convolvulaceae.
CCUAUCAUUUGUUAUCAAAGCUUGUUGUUUCAACAUCUCUAAGGACCAAGAACACUCUUCCCCUUUUUCCUCUUUCUUUUUUCCUUUUUCGGCCAUCUCUCUUUCCCUACUACACUCAACACUUUUCACCAUGAUAAACCAAUCUCAAACCAUGUCCAAUGAAGAGCUCCAAGCCUCUAAUGCAGCCCUCAAGGCUCAAGUUGAGUACCUAGCCAAGCAAGUGGCUCAACUUACGAAGAUGAAGAUGAAGAUGCUUGAGACACCCGAAGAGAGUGACGAAGAGCUAGAUGUGGAAGCUCAAGAUGUUGGAAACUCUAGCAACAACACUAGUGGUAGCUCUUGUGACAAGGGAGCUAGUGACUUCAAGGUUGACAUUCUGACCUUCGAAGGAAAGAACGAUCCCGAUGAAUUCCUAAAAUGGCUAGAGACCGUAGAACGUGUCUUCGACUUCAAGGAUGUCCCCGAAGAAAAGAAGGUAAAAUUGGUUGCUUUGAAGCUACGAAAGUAUGCUUCGACUUGGUGGUCGAACUUGACCUCCAAAAGAAGACGCGAAGGAAAGGCACCCGUGAAGACUAGGCUAAGAUGAGGAGCCUAAUGCAGAAGAAGUUCUUCCCGGACCGGUAUGUUCAAGAAAACUUUUCUAGGCUUCAAAGCCUAAGGCAAGGGACCCGUUCAGUGGAAAAUUACACCCGAGAGUUCGAAGAACUUUUGAUGAGAUGUGACCUUCAAGAAGAUGAUUCUCAAACCCUAGUCUGAUAUCUUUUCGGGCUGAACACCAACAUUGCCAACAUUGUGGAGCUCCAACCAUACCAAACCCUAGAAGAAAUAACUAAACUUGUUGUUA